Molecule: messenger RNA, 2565 nt
Organism: Microcebus murinus (gray mouse lemur)
Lineage: Eukaryota; Metazoa; Chordata; Mammalia; Primates; Cheirogaleidae
Source: RefSeq, a predicted model, not a curated record
AGCUAUAUCUGACUAUAAGACUAUCUGGAGAAAGUCUCAUUUACCUCUUGUUAGAGGUUUGGCUGCCUUGUCUCAACUAUGAGUCAGUUCUUCAUUUUAUCCAACCUGUUCACAUUGCCCUCCCUGGAAGUCUGGGCCACCCAAUGGGCCCCUUGCCUGCCCCUCUUUAGCCCACAAUUAAUUGCCAACACAUUCUUUCUUCUUCUCCUUCUUUUUUUGGUAUUUGACAUCAGCUCAAAUUGCUGAGAAAGGUGACAACUGUGAAAUGAAGACAGGGCUUGGAGACACCUUAAAAAAUACAUGUGAAGGCCACUAAAUGACAAGAGCAGACUGCCAUCCUCUUUCAAAACAUCACCAUGUCUGUUGACUUUCCAUUCCUGGUCCACAGCACAAAAUUGGAGGUCAAAGAAUCAUAGGAGUUAGAGAUGGAAAAGACAUUUGGGGUCAGCCAGUUCAUUCCUCCGCCUUCCCUGCCCCUGAUUCCAAAUCAUUCCUUACAUUAUAUUUUCUCUCCUAGCUCUUGUACAGUUUUCACGGUCUUCAUUCAACCCCGGCUGUCACCUUUGGGGAAUGAUGCUGGAGGUUCUGUCCAGUUUCUCCUUAGCAAAGAGAGAUGUUGCCUUUGUCCCUCGUUGACAUUCGUGAACUUCUUUGUUGGUGGUCUCAGCUGAGAGACCAAAGUCUAACUGGAUGACUCUUUGUUGCCUGGCAUUGGGGCUUUUCUGGACAGAAUUGAAGAGCAUUUAGAGAAUGAUGAUAUUGGGCAAGGGAUAAAGGGCUGGGGUACAAGGUAGCCAUUGUUGAAUUUGUUCCUAGAUUUUUGUUUUUCAGGUAUCUUGAUCUGGAAGGGGAUUUAUGUGUGUAUGAGAAAGUCCAUAUUGAAAGGGUGAAUCAAGAUUCAGAUAUGGGUGGUGUGUGUGCUUAAGAGAGGACUCCCUUCAAAAGAUGACCAGUGUACCUGUGAAGGAUCGGGUGAAGGUGUCUCAGAACUGGAGGCUGGGGCGCUGUCGAGAGGGGAUUCUGCUGAAGUGGAGAUGCAGUCAGAUGCCAUGGAUGCAGCUAGAGGAUGAUUCUCUGUACAUAUCCCAGGCUAAUUUCAUCCUGGCCUACCAGUUUCGCCCAGAUGGUGCCAGCUUGAACCGUCGGCCUCUAGGAGUCUUCGCUGGUCAUGAUGAGGACGUCUGCCACUUUGUGCUGGCCAAUUCACAUAUUAUCAGUGCAGGAGGAGAUGGGAAGAUUGGCGUUCAUAAGAUUCACAGCACCUUCACUGUCAAGUACUCGGCUCAUGAACAGGAGGUGAACUGUGUGGAUUGCAAAGGGGGCAUCAUUGUGAGUGGCUCCAGGGACAGGACUGCCAAGGUAUGGCCUUUGGCCUCAGGCCGGCUGGGGCAGUGCUUACAUACCAUCCAGACUGAAGAUCGAGUCUGGUCCAUUGCUAUCAGCCCAUUACUCAGCUCUUUUGUCACAGGGACGGCUUGUUGUGGGCACUUCUCACCCCUGAGAAUCUGGGACCUCAACAGUGGGCAGCUGGUGACACACCUGGGCAGUGACUUUCCCCCAGGGGCGGGGGUGCUAGACGUCAUGUAUGAGUCCCCUUUCACACUGCUGUCCUGUGGCUAUGACACCUACGUGCGCUACUGGGACCUCCGCACCAGUGUCCGGAAAUGUGUCAUGGAGUGGGAGGAGCCCCACGACAGCACCCUGUACUGCCUGCAGACAGAUGGCAACCACCUGCUGGCCACAGGUUCCUCCUACUACGGCGUGGUGCGGCUAUGGGACCGGCGACAAAGGGCCUGCCUGCACGCCUUCCCGCUGACGUCGACCCCCCUGAGCAGCCCUGUGUACUGCCUGCGUCUCACCACUAAGCAUCUCUAUGCUGCGCUGUCUUACAACCUCCAUGUCCUGGAUUUUCAGAACCCGUGACUGGCAGGGCCACCCCUGCCUGUGGGCCAGAGAAGCCAGCUACUCAGGGACCACUCUUGCCUGGAGGGUGUGGUGAUAGCUCGUCCCCACUGCCCCCACUGUGUUCCUAGACCUGUGUGACCCCAGUGCGUGGGUACCUUAAACUAGAGGCUUCUGACUCCUGGGGCUCUGGGGCUUACCCAGAGAUGCAGUCCCUUCCAGGAACCUGUUGGAGAGAGAAGACCUGCUGCUUUGGCAAAGUGCAGCUGAAACUGGGCCUUGUGUCCCUGUUUGACCAGAGCAAAGAUCUGGCCCGAAGAGGCCCACCCUGCACCCCACCCCUUCUUAGAGCCAUAACAGCCUACAGAGUGAGGUGAGGUGCACCCACCUUCAUGGUCCCUUUAUGCCCCUUCUUGGAAGAAGAGGUGAGGCUGCUAAUACCCCCUAUUGGCAUUAGCCACCUCAGUCUCAGUCAGACCCCACCCUUGACCAACCUCUUAGGGCUGGGGGUUCAUUCCUGGGCCACUUAGUUUUGCUUUGAAACCAAGAAAGGACAAAGGGAAUGCAGUAGUUCUGAGUGAGUUCUGAGCCAGCCCUUCCUCAGGCCGGCUGUUGAGACAUGCUACAAUUUUCAUUUUUGUAAAAAUAAAGCUUGACUGUUCA